CCUACCUAAGUCCAAACGAAAAAACACCCAACUUCUAUUCAUUUAAAAAUAGAAAAAUAAAAAUAAAAAUUAAUAACUCAAGAUUCAAGAUUCAGAAACCAGAAAGAGAAGAAAACACGUUGGAAAUCCAACUCUUCAAGCAGUUAGUUACAUACACACACAACACAAAAACAGUUUUAACUUAUAAGGUUUCAAUUUUCAACGAUGAUUAGCUCGAAUUCCAACGGCGAUGACGAGAGCGGCGAUAAAGUGAGAGGCUCGUGGAGUCCGCAAGAAGAUGACACAUUGAGGAGAUUGGUGAAGGAAUACGGUCCACGAAACUGGUCGGUGAUAAGCAACGGAAUCCCCGGCCGUUCUGGAAAAUCUUGCCGUCUGCGGUGGUGCAAUCAGCUGAGUCCCGACGUUCAACACCGUGCUUUUACCCCCGAGGAAGAUAACAUCAUAAUCCAAGCGCACGCGGUUCACGGCAACAAAUGGGCGACGAUUUCUCGUCUUCUCCCCGGUCGAACAGACAACGCGAUAAAAAACCACUGGAACUCUACCCUCCGCCGUCGUCUCACGGAGGCGCCGCUGACUCCUUCCCCCGUGAGUAUCGUGAAGCGUCCUCCAAGCGGUUAUAACGAUUUGUUAGAUCUCCGUUAUCGUUAUAAACGGCCUUGUUUGGAGAAUAACGGUUCUCGUUCACGUGACGGUGAAGAAACGGUUACGGAAGAAGAAGAAGACGUUGGUAACGAUGUGGCCGUUAUGACGCCGUUGAGUUUGUUUCCGCCUGGUGAGAAAUUGUUGAAGGAAGAAAGAGAGAAAAAAGAAGAGAUGAAUAACGGUGUUAAGUUGUCGGGGAAUGAUAGUUUGAGGUCGAUUAUUCAGCGCAUGAUAGCAGAGGAAGUUAGGAAUUAUAUUGAUAACAUGCGCUUUGAUGGGUUUCAACAUGCUCCUGAUUCAACACAUCGAAAGUGAAAAAAAGUUACUGAUGAUUUUUCUUUUAUUUGUUCUGUCAUGACAAUUUCUGAUUUUAUAUAUUUUUGGAGUUCCUUUGGAUGAUUAAUUUUAUUUUAAGAUCUAUAGUUAACAAUUGUUUUCUGAUUUA
Vicia villosa (hairy vetch) is the source of this 1087-nucleotide messenger RNA. Its product is annotated as transcription factor MYB73-like. The record is from RefSeq and is a predicted model, not a curated record. Gene Ontology annotation, biological process: regulation of DNA-templated transcription. Bases 205 to 957 code for a protein of 250 amino acids. Gene Ontology annotation, molecular function: DNA-binding transcription factor activity, RNA polymerase II-specific; RNA polymerase II cis-regulatory region sequence-specific DNA binding. NCBI's taxonomy places the organism in Eukaryota, Viridiplantae, Streptophyta, Magnoliopsida, Fabales, Fabaceae. The transcript has 2 exons. Gene Ontology annotation, cellular component: nucleus.